Xenopus tropicalis (tropical clawed frog) is the source of this 2911-nucleotide messenger RNA. RefSeq names its product X-linked Kx blood group related 8 (gene xkr8). NCBI's taxonomy places the organism in Eukaryota, Metazoa, Chordata, Amphibia, Anura, Pipidae. The coding region runs from base 398 to 2098 and encodes 566 amino acids. The record is from RefSeq and is a predicted model, not a curated record. The transcript is spliced from 3 exons. Gene Ontology annotation, cellular component: plasma membrane; membrane.
ACCAGCCAUACUUUGAUGAAUUUGCCCCCUAGUCGUACAGUCGCAGCCAGCAUGACUGGGUACUACAUUGGCAGACUUAACUUUUUAAAGAAGGUGGGCUACCGUAACUAAAGCGUUGUUAUAUGUUGUAAAGUAAAAAGGAAUUCGGAGGGUCACAUAUUAAUAGAUUUCACCACCCAAUGAAGACUGAAAAACAACAAUUGCCCCCUUGCCAAGGCGGUGAUGCCGCAACACUGCUAUUCCUCAAUACGAAAUGAGCACCAACAAAAUCCACUGACCAAUGAAGUGUGCAGGGAGGUGACUACAUGAGACAGAGAAGCGACCCAGGCCUCUCUACGUCUCCUCCCCGUCUCCCAGGCUCGGUGCCCCCUCCCGGCUGGGGCGCUAGAAGCUCGGGAUGCCGGCGUGUUGCCCGCCGAGGUACCGGCUACUGGACUUGGUGUUCGCGCUGGGAGGGACACUGACCUUUUUGCUGGACCUGGGCUCUGAUGUAUGGGGGGCGCUGGCGUACUACAGGGCCGGGGAUGUGGCCUGGGCCGCUCUGUUAAUCGGCUUCUAUGGGAUGGCCUCGCUUGUCCUGCAGCUCCAUAGCUGGGGUUGGUUCUGGACCGACAGACGUAGCGGGAACAUUUGGGAGCUGCCCCGGGACCCCCCGCACAGGGCGGGAAGUGGAUCUGCCAGUACUUAUACUGAGAGGGGUCCUGGGGAGCUGAACGCACGGGAAAGCGCUAGUUGUGGGUAUGGUGCCCCUGUCACGGAGCUGGACUCUCGGUGGGCGGGAAAUGGGCACACUGGGCAUGAGAUGGCAGGCAACACGGAGUGCCCCGGGGAUAACUGUACGGGCGGGCCUUGUCCCAGUAGUGAAAGUUCAGCCCCGGUGGCUGCUCACAUACCAGCCGAGCCCACUAUUCCCGGUAAGGCCAACGCUUCUUGCUUACAGGCUACGGCUGGUAAUGGGGAUGUGUGUGCUGGGCACGAAACCAGGUACCCCGGGAAUAGCAUGUGCCCCCCGGCUCCAGAUGAGUGCGCAACAAGUUGCAAUGCUAUAGAUAUAGCGGCACUUCCUGGCAAGGGAGAGGAGAAGCCCCCAGGGGAUGCCCAUACACUGACUGAGCAACUUCUCCAGCACUUCUACACGUCUCGCCACCUCUUCAGCCCUCCAUGCCUUGCCCUCCUGCACCUGCUCCAGCUGGGAUACCCCCUCAGGUGCAUCCAUUCAUUGGAGGUGGGAAUAGCUGCAUACAGAAGCAGUGAGAACAAUCCAACUUAUGACAGGUACCAGGAAUAUGCCUACUUCCUUACUCAUGAUAUCAGCAUGAUGAGGCUUAUGGAGACCUUUCUGGAGAACACUCCUCAAUUAAUUCUGCUGCUGUAUAUUGUCUUACACAGAGGCACAAUAUACACUUUCCAGUAUUUUAGCAUUUCCAUCUCCUUUAUCUCCAUAAGCUGGGCCAUUCUGGACUACCACCAGUCAUUAAGACUCUUCUUAAAAGAUAAGCAGAGUAUGAACAUCCUGUCAUCAAUCAUCUACUUCCUGUGGAACUUGCUUCUCAUCUUCUCCCGGAUAGUUUGCAUCACUUUGUUUAUAUCAGUCUUUCACCUGUGGGUUGCUUUGCACUUUUUGCUCCUGUGGAUUGCUUUCUUUUUGUGGGCGACCUGGCAAAGCACAGACUUUAUGAGGAACAGGAUCUUAGAACAUUUCUUCAGGGCUACAGUAGCUGUGAUAUUGUACUUCUCCUGGUUCAAUAUUGCUGAUGGGAGAACUAUAUAUCGAUGCAUUGUCUACUAUUGCUUUAUAACCGCAGACUCUGUGAUUUUGUUCAUGUCUUGGAAGAUUUUUAAGUUUCCGUCUAUUUUAGAUGAAUAUGAAACAUAUCUUCUGUAUGUGCUGGCAGUUUUUUUCCCUGUAGGUAUCCUGUUCAGAGUCCUGUAUUAUCUGUACCUCCACCCUAACUUACAGAAGAAGAAGAAGAAGAAAGAGAUGUAUGAUGAGCCAGAUGGAUUAAUGAGUGAUGCAAAUGGCUACCGACUUCUGAAGAGGGAACCUGUAAUGCUUAAGAAUCCCAGAAUUAUCCAGUUAUCUAUGCAGCUAAUGUGACUACCAUGGUUGUAUUAACAAGGUAUCAGAGACUCUGCUUCUCUACUGGCUUAUUUCUAUGUAAAUUAUAAUGAGUGGCUAUGUCUCCCCCUAACACAUUUUUAGAAUCACAGCUUGAAUUAGGAGUACUGCAAUUACAUAAUCCUUGCUUACAGUUGGAGGGAUAUGUACUUUUUACUGGAUGCUGAUAUGGCCACAGUACAGAACGAUGUUCAGUUUACCUUGGCUCAAUGUGAAUAUGGUAAAGAAGUUGGAUGAAUGAGUGAGCAAGUACAAUGGGCUUUAGAUAUUAAGUGACUGUAUAGUUUAAGCCCAACACAACUAACUCCAUGUACAUAUUGUUUAUAUAUGUAUGCAGGUAUUAUAAAUCUGGUAUCUUAUUUGUAUGUAGGUGUGUAGUUUUCUUAAAGUAUUUAUAUUUUUGCCAAAGACACUUCUUAAAAAUCAAUAGUGGAAGAGCAGUUUGUCAGUUUAUAUAAGCUUUGGGUUUGCCACAUACAAUUAAUAUUGAUUUGUAUUAAUCCUAUAAGAAAUUGUGACAGGGAAAUAUAUAUGAAGCAGAGGCUUCUACAUUGGAAUGUAAGAAUGCAUCCAAGCUCAUGUCCUUGAUUCUCACUGAUGGAAAGUAACAAUACACCAUAUUUUUUUUACUACUAACUGAAUUUUUUAAUCCACCUCAUGCAAAGGUUACAUACUUGUCUCAUUUGUGUGCAAUCUGCUCUGUUAUAUACACACUAGUACUGGUGGGCUUGGAUGUAAGUUGUGGCUCUCUUUACACCUACAGCAUGAAGAUCUGUCAAGUACUAUAAAGUU